Spodoptera littoralis (African cotton leafworm) is the source of this 616-nucleotide messenger RNA. The record is from the annotation of a GenBank genome assembly. NCBI's taxonomy places the organism in Eukaryota, Metazoa, Arthropoda, Insecta, Lepidoptera, Noctuidae.
GUCUAUUUUAGCUUAUAACGGAGGUGCUGUGGUCGCCAUGAAAGGCAAGGACUGCGUGGCGAUCGCAACAGAUAAACGGUUUGGUAUUCAGGCCCAAACUGUUUCCACGAACUUUCCCAAGGUAUACCAAAUGGGUCCCUCAUUGUACGUCGGCCUCCCCGGCCUGGCCACUGAUACACAGACCGUGUUCCAGAGAUUAAAAUUUAGAAUGAACCUCUAUGAGCUCAAGGAGAACAGAAUGAUGAGACCGAAGACAUUCUCAGCAAUGCUGUCCAACCUGUUGUACGAGAGGCGCUUUGGACCUUACUUCAUUGAGCCCGUCAUUGCUGGACUGGACCCCUAUGACAACCAGCCCUAUGUGUGCAAUAUGGAUCUGAUUGGCUGCCCCAACGAGCCUGAAGACUUUGUAGUGUCAGGUACCUGCUCAGAACAGCUGUAUGGUAUGUGUGAAGCUCUGUGGGAACCCAACCUGUCUCCUGAUGAGCUGUUUGAAACUAUCUCACAGGCGCUAGUUAACGCGGCCGAUCGUGACGCCAUCUCUGGUUGGGGCGCGGUCGUGUACAUCAUCGAAAAAGACAAGAUUACUGAGAAACACGUCAAGACGAGGAUGGACUAG